AUGACUACCUCAGGUAAUGGUUGCCAAGGCAGGAAUCAUAUUUCCAUCACCUCCUGGAUUGAGAAGCUCCACCAGAAGAUAGGAGAUGCGUCAUCUGCGAUCAGGAUGGGGUCUUCAAAUGUCAAGAUUCUCUUGGGGAGCCUCUCUAUUGCACAGGCGGUUGCCGGAGUCAACAUCGUUGCAAUCCUUUCCACUGGAUCAGUCAAUGGAAUGCCAUGUCCGGUAGUCACAGAUAGGUGGGAUUUGUUUGACGAAGAUGAACAAGAAGACCACUUUGAACCUGAAGAUCUACCAUCUGUGUCAGGACCCGAGUUCCAGCCCAAGGAAAAUACAAUGGUCAUCAUUGACAAGUCAGGAGUCCAUCGCCUUGAGGUUCGAUGCUGUGAUUGUCCUGAUGCCAUGAGUCCAGACAUUCAAAUGUUUCGACAUGGCUUUUACCCUGCAUCAUUUAACAAGCCAAAGACCGUGUUCACCUUCAGAGUGCUAGAUGAUUUUCUGUUGGACAACCUCGAAUGUGGCACCUCAGCGAUGAACUAUUACAGCAAGCUUCGGCGAAUGACCUCGAGCAUGUUUCCCCACCUCGUUCCGGACCAAUACAGAGAGCUUAUGAGAGUCGCUCGACAGUGGAGGCAGUUAAAGUCUAUGAAAUGGCAUGGCUUCAGGCAUAGUUCCGACAACCCGAAUGCCAGAGAUCUCGCAUUAUUCUGCCCGGCAUGUCCUCAGCCCGGGAUUAACAUAUCCUUGUCAGGGGAUGAAUCACUUGAUGUCUGGAAAUACACCCGGUCAUUUGUGAUGGACGGAAAUUUCAAAGCCGAACACCUGCAUCCCAUCAAGCCAUAUGAUGAAGUAUGGCUCUCCGAUGGGUUGGGGUUUAUGGUGGGAAAGGAAAGGUAUCAAAAGCAUCUUGAAGAGGCUGCUGACACUGUGGAAAAAUCGAGCUGCAACAAUCAUUGGGCUGUCAAUCAAGCAAAUGCAGCUCGGCACAAGCUGGAGUCCACCGGCAUCGGGAGAAUUUCCAGAAAGGCGAAAGGCAAGCCAGACACGCCACAAAUGAACAUGGACUACGCACUUUGUGAGGCUGCCCAGCACAACAUGGAUGGGAUUACAAGGGCUGUCACCUUCUAUGACAUCAACUGUCAAUACAACAAGCACUUGCAUGUUCGGGUGGAUCGAGGCCGAUUUCUGACAAUGGUUCCGGAAUUGACUGUCAUUCCUGGAAUCAGGCUGUGGCACAUCCACAGACAUCAGGAUAGCUGCUAUGUCAGAUAUGCGUUGAAUUUCAUUGAAGGCAUUGGUCACAUUAAUGGAGAGAUCAUGGAGACCCUAUGGGCAUGUCUCAACCUGAUUUCUCCUGCUGCUUGGGGAAUGUCUUCCCUGCAUCGGAAGGAAUGUCUUGAUUUCCAGAUGAACGAUUCCAACUUUUGCAAGAUGAUCCGCAUGAAGAGGACCCUUUGCCGGAAAUACAAGCAGGCGAAGACUGGCAUUGCCGAAAGUGGAAAGGCUUUCGACAGACUUGAUGAAGCCACACCAGCCAACUUAAAGACAGACUGGUUAGCAAGUGAGAGGAUCGCUCAGUCCAACAGAAUACAAGAUCCAGCUGCAAUGGAUAUAUAUGAGAUUAAUAUCAAGAAGGGUGAGAUCACUCUGUCUCGAUCGAAGUCUGAAUUCAUUUUGAACCCAGCACCGAGCAAAAAGGAGAUAGAGCUUAGACUGCUGCAGGAGGGUAAUGCCCAUCAUGCAGCACCCUCUCGCAGAUCUGUGGCAACAUGGAUAUCAAUGGGCCUGGCAAUUGAAGAGGCUCAAAUUGCAUUGCACAUCGAGGUCCGAAGAAUAGGAAAAAGAACUACCGAGACUCAGAGAUUAGACAUCGCCCAGCAACGCGAUCAUCUACAAGGCCAGAUAGAUGCAUUCACUCAGACUGCUCUGACGCAUCUGGGAGAGGGAUUUGAUGCAGAUGACGACCCUGACGAUUUGAAUAUAGACAUUCUCAAUGAUCUCGAUGAUGACCCAGAGGAUUUCAUCAGGAAGUCCGAUACAUGGACAAACUCCCCUGAGCUCACUGUCAUCCCAUUGCCAUCAAACCUCGGGGUAGAUCGAUCCAAACGUUGUAUGGCAGAGGAUCUGAUUCCGCUGGAGUUGUCGCUUCGUGAAGGACAGGCCAAUGAUGCCCUUCACAACCUCUGA
This is a messenger RNA of Suillus paluster, 2184 nucleotides long. RefSeq lists its product as uncharacterized. The transcript is spliced from 6 exons. The record is from RefSeq and is a predicted model, not a curated record. Lineage: Eukaryota; Fungi; Basidiomycota; Agaricomycetes; Boletales; Suillaceae. Bases 1 to 2184 code for a protein of 727 amino acids.